UCUUGUUUGCAGGCUAUGUUAAUAAGCCAAAGCUUAUUCCGACACAUUUACACAUCCCUGCAUCACACUGCCUCUUUGUAAAGAUACUCCCAGGAUCACAUCAGAGCCAGCUCCAGCCCCUGAUCCUGUUACCUGGUGCUUUUUCCUUAGGGAGCCCCACGAAGUCAUCUAUUAGAAAUUAAGCCAAAUAAUCAAUAAAUCCUUGGAUCUAAGGAAUGGAAUAAGUUUAGGGAAAGUUUUUUGUUUUUUCUUUUUGAGACAGAGUCUCACUCUGUCACCCAGGCUGGAGUGCUGUGGCUAGAUCGCAGCUCACUGCAACCUCUGCCUCCUGGGUUCAAGCGAUUCUCCUGCUUCAGCCUCUCUAGUAGCUGAGACUACUGGUGCGUGCCACCACACCCGGCUAAUUUUUUGUUUGUUUUUAGUAGAGACGGAGUUUCACAGUGUUAGCCAGGAUGGUCUCAUCUCCUAACCUUCUGAUCCACCCGCUUUGGCCUCCCAAAGUGUUGGGAUUGCAGGCACCAGCCACCGUGCCCCACCUGGAAAGUCAUUUUAAAACAACCAAUGUAUGAAUCCCUAGCAUCAUAUUCUUGCCAAGUGGCUGGCUCUUUCUCCUGAGCUUGGAAACCUCCAGUAAUAUGGAAAUAAUUAUUUUACAGACCACCAAUCGUAUCUGUGAACUUGCUUGCCCAUUACAAAUUAUUUCUUCCAGCAUAAUUUUAUCUGCGUCUUCACAGGUUUUCUCUUUCCUUCCCUUUAGUGUUUGUUCUUUAAAUAAGCAGAAAAAAAUCCAAUCUAUCCCCUUUCAAUAUUGGUCUAUUGUCGUUUCACUUUGUGGAAAUGCUUUUAAAGAAAAAUUCUGUCCUUGCAAUAUGUUAAAUAUUUUCUAGUACCACAUCACCUACAAGCUUUGUAAAAAUGUGUUUACAUAUUAUUAUUAUUACUGAAACAGUCUCAUUCUGUCACCCAGGCUGGAGUGCAGUGACAUGCUCUUGGCUCACUGCAACCUCUGCCUCCCAGGUUGAAGUGAUUCUCCUGCCUUAGCCUCCCAAGUAGCUGGGAUUACAGGUGUAUACCACCAUGCCUGGCAAAUGUGUGCACUUUUAGUAGAGAAGGGGUUUCACCACUUUGGCCAGGCCAGCCUCAAACUCCAGACCUCAAGUGAUCCACCAGUCUUAGCCUCCCAAAGUGCUGGGACUACAGGCGUGAACCACUGCACCCCACCUAAUUUCUUUUUUUUAAUUGAACAUAUGUGAAGGCAGGGCUUAGUGACACAUAGCAAAAACAUUUCCAAGUGGACAUUACACUAAGCAAUUAAUGGAAGUGCUCACUUAAAAGUACUAUCUCUCAUAUAUAUUAAAAAAGAAUCCCUGUAUGUGCAAUACCUUAAUUCAAAGGCAGCUCGUUGUGUAUAAACUCUCAAGCUUUGUGAUAAACAAAUGUGCAUAACAGAUGGGACUACUGACCUACAGCCCAGAUAAUUUUACUGAUGCUGAGAGGGUUUUGUGAUUGGCUCUGCCGCUGUCAUCCCCACUCACUUCAUUUUGGAGUGACAUAAUGCCAAUAUGACAUAAAUACCUUACAUUUAGGUGUUCUCAUCACCUGCUUCCUACCCCCCUGAAAGAUGACCAUAUUUGCUUUACCUGAUUAUAAGGUCUCAUAUUCACUGUCUUGAAGCCAACCAAAGAAUUUGACAGUGGGUUUGUAGCACUGGCUAUUUUGGUGAAAUAAGACAAUGAGACUUCAUGAUGUCAUCCAAAGUUCUAUCAGAUCUAGCUGUGGGAGAAAUGAAAAGGGGCCUCAGUCAGGUUGCUCACGGCAUACUUCUGUGUUGUUCUCUAGGUCCAGAUUUCUGUUCAUUACGCUAUGGGCUGGCUCUUAUCAUGCACUUCUCAAACUUCACCAUGAUAACCCAGCGUGUGAGUCUGAGCAUUGCAAUCAUUGCCAUGGUGAACUCCACUCAGCAGCAUGGUCUAUCUAAUGCCUCCACUGAGGGGCCUUUUGCAGACGCCUUCAAUAACUCCAGCAUAUCCAUCAAGGAAUUUGAUACAAAGGCCACUGUGUAUCAAUGGAGCCCAGAAACUCAGGGUAUCAUCUUUAGCUCCAUCAACUAUGGGAUAAUACUGACUCUGAUCCCAAGUGGAUAUUUAGCAGGGAUAUUUGGAGCAAAACAAAUGCUUGGUGCUGGUUUGCUGCUCUCUUCCCUUCUCACCCUCUUUACACCACUGGCUGCUGACUUUGGAGUGACUUUGGUCAUCGUGGUUCGGACAGUCCAGGGCAUGGCCCAGGGAAUGGCAUGGACAGGUCAGUUUACAAUUUGGGCAAAGUGGGCUCCUCCACUGGAACGAAGCAAACUCACCACCAUUGCGGGAUCAGGGUCAGCAUUUGGAUCCUUCAUCAUCCUCUGUGUCGGGGGACUAAUCUCACAGGUCUUGGGCUGGCCUUUUAUCUUCUACAUCUUUGGUAGCACUGGCUGUAUAUGCUGUCUGCUAUGGUUCACAGUGAUUUAUGAUGACCCCAUGCAGCACCCAUGCAUAAGUGUUAGGGAAAAGGAGCACAUCAGGUCCUCGCUGCCUCAGCAGCCCAGUUCUCCUAGACGAGCUGUCCCCAUAAAGGCAAUGAUCACAUGCCUGCCACUUUGGGCCAUUUUCACGGGUUUUUUCAGCCAUUUCUGGUUAUGCACCAUCAUCCUAACAUACCUGCCAACGUACAUCAGUACUCUGCUCCACGUUAACAUCAGAGAUAGUGGAGUUCUGUCCUCCCUGCCCUUCAUUGCUGCUGCAAGCUGUACAAUUCUAGGAGGUCAGUUGGCAGACUUCCUUUUGUCCAGGAAUCAUCUCAGAUUGAUCACCGUGAGAAAGCUCUUUUCAUCUCUAGGGCUCCUCCUUCCAUCAGUUUGUGCUGUGGCCCUGCCCUUUGUGGCCUCCAGUUACGUGAUAACCAUUAUUUUGCUGAUACUUAUUCCUGGGACCAGUAACCUAUGUGACUCAGGGUUUAUCAUCAACACCUUAGAUAUCGCUCCCAGAUAUGCAAGUUUCCUCAUGGGAAUCUCAAGGGGAUUUGGGCUCAUCGCAGGAAUUGUCUCUUCCACUGCCACUGGAUUCCUCAUCAGUCAGGAUUUGGAGUCUGGUUGGAGGAAUGUCUUUUUCCUGUCUGCUGCAGUCAACAUGUUUGGCCUGGUCUUUUACCUCACGUUGGGACAAACAGAAAUUCAGGACUGGGCCAAAGAGAGGACCUCAACCACCACUGAGGACGUAAAGUUAUUUCAAACUUAAAUACAGUAUUGAGCAUGAACUUUUUUAACAUUUUUUAUCUUCAUAUUCCUGACCAUAGAUUCAGCAGUUGUGAACUCUGGCUGUGUGUUAGUCUUUCCUGGGGAGGCUUUAUAAGAUUCUGAUGCCUGGGACACACUUUAGAGAUUCUGAAUGAAUUGGUCUGGGGUAGAAUCCAGAUACCACUAAUUUUUAGAUACUCUACAGAGGUUUCUAACAUGCAUUCAGGAUUGACAGCAGCUGGACAAACUUGAAAAGUUAAUUCAGGUGGCCUUUGAAUUUUCCUCAUUGGAAAGUAUUAAAUGAAUAAAAAUUUGCAUGAAAAUGAUCACUGAUAAAUAUCUGCAUGGUGAGGGGUGUGGUUAUUGGAUAUGGAGAAAUCUGCAGGGAAUUGUAACCACAUGUUGCAGAUCUUGGUACAGAUCGGAAUUGUAAAGCUAUUAUCCCCAGAAUUAACAUUUUUAUUAUUUUUUUAUACAUUGUAAAAUGUGGAUAUUUAUUUAUGUGGUUAAAUUCUAUGAAAACUUAUAAAAUAAAAUAGACCGUUUUGAAAUUAUUUAGAUUAGGAUUAUUUCCAUCAGGUUAAACAGAUAUUUAUCCUAGACCAAUUGCAAGAGAUUAAUGACCAGAAAAUGACCAAGAAAAGAUUAAAUAAAUGAGGUUAACUUAGAAAUCAAAGACAGAGAAAACAGAAUUGAAAAUCUUGUGAGAAGAAUGAAUGUGAAGGAAGGCAAUGUAGACACUUCCAGAAGUAUACUUUAGAACAUAUAAUGAAAAUUGAAGGGAAAUGACAGAGGCACUUUCAAGUGAAAUGACAACUUAAAUGGGGGAGAAAAAUACUUAAGAUAUAACAAGAUGAGAAAAAGCAUAGAAAUGUAUCACAUGCAAGAGACGUUCCUUCUGAAGGUAGAAAAAGAUCAUUUGACCUUCUUCGUGUUUUCCUUACUUUCCCAACACACUCAGAGAGACAACAUCAACUCUAACAGGAAUUCAUUUAGCUUCUAACACUUCAAACAGAUCCUUUAGGUUGUCUACACACACAGAGCUGAUUCUGGUUUUGCCACAUGUCCAGAGAAGAAGUUCCCACCAUAUUUUAAAUCCUAUUAAAAAACCUCUAGGACAAGAACCCUGGGCUAAUUCAGCAGAUGAAGGGAAUCUUGUAACGCAAAUCAACAGGUAUUUUUGAGCAGGUGUUUUCAGAAAAACAAGUGUCACGCCCUGAGAGUGAUACUAAGAUGAGAACAUUGAUUUUGGCUUCAUGGUAUUGACAACAUAGAGAGGAAGGCAGGUUUGCAGAAAACCGAAAGAAGAAGAAGAAAAAAAGAAAGACAUAGUAUAAUAGGUAGUCAAAUUAUGUACAGAAAAAAGAGAAAAAAAAGACCACAAAAGGGUGGAGGGCAGAGAACCCAACUAAAAAAUGGGUCAAUGACUUGAACACGGACUUCAUAAAAGAGAAAAUGUAAGUGUCCCCCUUAACAUAUAAAAAGAUUUAAUUUCUUUAGUCAUUACAGAAAUGAAAAAAACUGCAAUGAAAUACCACUAUAAACUUAAUGGAUAAAAUGAAAGGGGAUGGAAAACAGAAAAUGUUGCCAAGGGUGCAAAGCAACUGGAACUUUCAUUGUGAAACCUCGGAAAGCUGCUCAGCAAUAUCUCUUAAAGUUAAAUGUACAAUUCCAGUGACUCGAACAUUUUAGUUAGAAAUGCACAUAUACGUCCAUAAAACAUGUACAACAAUGUUCAUAGGAGCACUAUCUGUAAUAGCUCGAACAGGAAGUUGUCUGUUAAUAGAAGAAUGAGUAAAUACAGCAUGGUCUAUUUAUAUAGGAAUAAGAAUUAACAGACCCCAAUAGGUGAUAGAUGAAUGGGUCUUACAAACCCAAUAUUGAGUUAAAGAAGACAAAAAGGACGGUCUUUUAAAGGUUUAUAAAAUAGUUUUUAAAAACAGCUACAACCAAUCUAUCCUGUUAAAAAUCAGUGAGUGAUUCCCCUUGGGCAGAGAUAGGAGUGAUGGUUGGAUGGAUGGUACUUAAGAAGAGCUCCUGGGGUACUAGAAAUAUUUUCUUUCUUGACUUGGAUGUGUUUACUUUGUGAAUAUUGCACAUUUAUGACUUGUACGCUUUUAUUUAUGUAGAAAAUAAAACAAAAAGCAAAAUCUAAGUAUCCA
Messenger RNA from Callithrix jacchus (white-tufted-ear marmoset), 5433 nucleotides. NCBI's taxonomy places the organism in Eukaryota, Metazoa, Chordata, Mammalia, Primates, Cebidae. The record is from RefSeq and is a predicted model, not a curated record.